UGCAAACAUUGUUUUGCAUUGAUUUUAUUCUGCAGGAAAAAAUGGAAAGAAACUGACGAGUCCAAUAUUUCUCUUUAACUCGAAUCUCCCACGUAUAGAUAUAAUAUUUAUAUUAUUAAAAAUAUUUCUAAAAUAUAGUUUACAUAUAAACCGACAUUGUUAUAGUUCAGUCAUAAAAGUGUGCGUUUUAUAAUGUUAAGAAUACGUCGGCGUUUUGCCCUGGUGCUCUGUGCCGUUUUCGUGGCAAUUUUCUUGGCAGUGUAUUUCCUAAUCAAUUAUGCGGCACCGGCAGAAGAUAACAAAAAACCUAAUUUUAUGAAUCUCGAUAAUAUUGAAGCGCUAAAACAAAAAAUGGAUUUGCCCAAAGUGUUAGAAACCAACAAUUUAGAAAAUAAUAAUGUGGGUGAAAAACCCCAAAGACAAACGGAACAUUUUAAGAAAUCUGGACAAGGUGUUAAACGCAAAGAGGGAGAUGGAGAUGAGUUAAAAAUUGAACAGAAUAUGAUAAGUGAAAAUAAAGAUGAUACGUGUGAUUUUGAUCCACAACAAGUGCCGCAACCAAAUAUUCAGAUGCUUGACUUGUAUGGCAAAAUGAAAUUUGACAAUCCAGAUGGGGGUGUCUGGAAACAAGGUUGGAAUAUAAAAUACGAUCCCCUGCAAUAUAAUGAUCACCAUAAACUUAAAGUGUUUGUGGUACCACAUUCCCACAAUGAUCCGGGAUGGAUCAAAACAUUUGACGACUAUUAUGAUCAUGAAACUAAACAUAUUUUAUCCAAUGCUUUAAGACAUUUGCGUGAAAAUCCUGAAAUGAAAUUUAUUUGGGCAGAGAUAUCCUAUUUUGCUAAAUUCUAUCAAGAUCUCGGUGAAUCCAAUAAACAGGAAAUAAAAAAAUUGGUUGCGAAUGGUCAACUAGAAUUUGUUACAGGCGGUUGGGUUAUGCCAGACGAGGCCAAUUCACAUUGGCAUAAUAUUUUACUGCAAUUGACGGAAGGUCAACAUUGGUUAAAGAAAUAUUUAAAUGUAACACCCACAAGCUCUUGGGCCAUUGAUCCCUUUGGUCAUAGUGCUUCUAUGCCGUAUAUUUUAAAGAAAUCUGGUUUCACAAAUUCUCUUAUACAAAGAACACACUAUUCGGUGAAAAAGGAAUUAGCUUUAAAGCGUAAUUUGGAAUUCUACUGGAGACAAUUGUGGGAUGACACUGGUAGCACCGACUUGUUCACUCAUAUGAUGCCUUUCUAUUCAUAUGAUAUUCCUCAUUCCUGUGGACCAGAUCCCAAGAUUUGCUGUCAAUUUGAUUUUAAGCGCGUACCCAAUUUUGGUCUUAUGUGCCCCUGGAAAGUACCACCACAAACUAUAGAUGAUCACAAUGUUGCGCAAAGAGCCGAGCUAAUUAUAGAUCAAUGGAAGAAAAAAGCUGAACUUUAUCGCACUAACGUGGUGUUAUUUCCUCUGGGCGAUGAUUUUCGCUAUAGCCAAAGUACCGAAUGGGAAGUGCAACGUGUUAACUAUGAGAAUCUCUUUAAUCACAUAAAUUCCGAGCGAAAAUACUUUGUUGAGGCUAAAUUCGGUACGCUUCAGGAAUAUUUCGAUGCUGUGCAUCAGGAGCAAAAAGAAAAACAACGUGAUUUCCCCACUUUAAGUGGUGAUUUCUUUACAUAUGCCGAUCGUAAUGAUAACUAUUGGAGUGGUUAUUAUACCUCACGUCCCUAUCACAAACGUAUGGAUCGUGUUUUAAUGCACUACAUACGUUCAGCGGAAAUCUUAAGUUCUUGGGAUAAAUGGGAUGAAAGCAGUAAAUUUGAUGAAAUGUUACAGGAUGCCAGAAGACAAUUAUCAUUAUUUCAACAUCAUGAUGGUAUAACGGGUACUGCGAAAACUCAUGUUGUAGAAGAUUACAACAGACGUAUGAUGGAUGCCAUAAAAUCGUGUAGAUUUGUUAUGCAACAGGCGAUUUACAGAUUGUUGACAAAACCUUCGAUAUACAAUGCCGACAACAAUUUCAAUUACUUCUUUAUGGACGAUUCACGCUGGCCAGGUCCUGAUGAUAGUCGCACCACUAUCAUUUUGGGCGAAGAAUUACCCCAAAAACAUUUAGUGUUCCAUAAUUCUUUACCGCAAUGGCGUGAAGAUAUUGUAGAUUUUUAUAUAGCUUCUCCCUAUGUUAGUGUUGUUGAUUUUAAUAACAAUCCAGUUGAUAUACAAAUUAGUCCAGUAUGGACUUGGCAUAAGCAUACAUUAACGAAUACUAUUACACCGCAAGCUUCUACCACAAAGUAUAGACUGAUAUUUAAAGCCAAAGUACCACCGCUGGGAUUGUCAACGUAUAUUGUGAAGGUGGAAACGCCUGAAACGAUAAAACCAAACUACAUAACCUUUGCCUCCAAUCUGAUAUUAACUAAAAAUCCUAUUACCACACAACUGGGUGAUUAUCCUAAAGAAGUGAAAUUUGGCAAACAUAGAGAAAUUUCCCUUAAAGUGGGUUCCGGACCUACAGUAGCUUUUAGCGCUGAGGGAAUGAUGAAAUCCAUACAAAUAAAAGAAUCGGAGGCACAUACACCAGUAAGAGUACAAUUUUUCAAAUAUGGUGUACGUCAAAAGGGUGAAUACUCGGGUGCCUAUCUAUUCCUGCCCAACGGAUUUGCCUCUCAGAUUACUAAUGCACAACAACCGGUAGUUUUAGUUACGAAAGGUCCUUUGGAAUCUUCGAUUAGUGUUGGUCUCAGCUUUGGUGUUCAUCAUACCAUACUGCGAGAUGGUGAGGCACCUGAAAUACGCAAUAACAUUGACAUCAACGAUAUGGAUGAUACAGAAAUUGUAAUGCGUUUCCAGACGCGUAUACAUAAUGAUGAAACUUUCUAUACGGAUCUUAAUAGUUUGCAGCUUAUUAAGCGUCAACGUUUUACUAAAAUUCCUCUGCAAGGCAAUUAUUAUCCCAUACCUUCAGCAAUUUAUAUAGAAGAUGAUACUUUACGUUUAACCGUGGUAUCGGCUCAACCAUUGGGCGGCUCUUCUUUGGCCGAUGGUGAAGUGGAAAUUAUGCAAGAUCGCCGUUUAACUCAUGAUGAUGAGCGUGGUUUGGGUCAAGGAGUACUGGAUAAUCAACCAGUUUUACACAUAUUCCGUGUAUUGCUGGAAAGAAUAGAUAAUUGUGAAAAAUUGGCGGAUAAUCAUCCUUCGGGUAUUUUAACUUUACCCGCUUAUCGCAAUUUAAAAUCCAUAUUAGAUCCCAUUGAUAAGUUUAUAUUUACCGAAAACGAUUGGUUGGGAGUAAUGCCGGAAUUUGGUUCCUCACACACUGCCUUGGGUGAGGAUAUGGAAAUUGUGGUAAUGAGAAAUUUGCCAGCCUCUAGUGCUAUACCAGCUAUAGCCCGAGAUCGUAAGCCACACAUGCAACAAAACACUGGACUUAUCAUACAUCGAACUAAUUUAAUGCAAUGCUCGGGACUACAGGCUCAAAAUACUGGCGAGUUGAAUUUACAUCAUUUGUUGCAGUGGGGUUCUCAAAAUGUUUCGGCUGUUUAUAAGACGAAUUUAACAUUCCUUAAACGUUUGUCUUCACAGAAAAUCGAUGAAGAUAUAACCAUGUGUCCUAUGGAUUCUUUGGCAUUUAUCCUACAAAGACACAGUUGAUCACUUUAAGUUUACAAUGAAUUUAUUUAAAAUUUUCUUUUCUAUUUUUUUCAAACUUUAUUUUAACUAAUCUUGACUGACUUACAUUGAGUUGGAGUUUACUUUAUACCAAAAAUGUUUUUUAUUUUUCAUUCUCGUUCUUUAUAAACUAGACGAUUUUAUUUUAUUGUGUUGUAAUUUAUUUAGUUUUAUUUGUUUUUAAAAUGGGUCAGUUGUUUACUUUUUUAGUGUUUUAUGUUUUUCUUUUUCUGCUUUCUUAUGAUAUUUCAAUUUAUCAUUUUCUAACACUAUAUUUUUUUCAUUUUUCUUAAUUAAUAAUUAAGGCACGUAUGACUGUUUGUUGUAUUUAACUUUGUUUAAAGUGAAAUAUUUAAUAUUAUUAAAGAAAUAUAUAUUUAUUGUAUGAGUGAUAUUAAUACAACAAAAAAAUAAUACAAAAAAAUCUCAUAAAUACCUAUGAACCAGUGACUUUUUCAACAAAGUAUUUGUAGAAAGUUUUAUAUGUAUGUAAUAUGUACUUUUUCGUUUUUGCCACCGAUAUAAAUGAGUUUUUUUUUUUAAAUUUUACAGACCUUAAGUACUCGAAUACUUUUCAUAUUUACAGCGGACAGCUUUAGAAUAGUA
Molecule: messenger RNA, 4254 nt
Organism: Lucilia cuprina (Australian sheep blowfly)
Lineage: Eukaryota; Metazoa; Arthropoda; Insecta; Diptera; Calliphoridae
Gene: alpha-Man-IIa
Product: alpha-mannosidase 2
Exons: 8
Coding region: 193-3630 (1145 amino acids)
Biological process (GO): protein deglycosylation; mannose metabolic process; N-glycan processing
Cellular component (GO): Golgi membrane
Molecular function (GO): carbohydrate binding; alpha-mannosidase activity
Source: RefSeq, a predicted model, not a curated record